CUGUUUCCGAUACGGUAGUAGAGGGAGGUACAAGACAAAAUGGCAACAUACAGAGGUACAGUAAUUUUUCCGUGAAAAGCUGCGCCGAGAUCAUCGAGAAGUCGAAAAGGGACAUAAAUCAUGAGUAAGGGGGAUUUUGGAUAUGGCGCUACAGUCGGUGCGUCAUACCAACGACCAAGCGGCAUUGAUAAUUUCCAGUCAAUAUUUAAUGAUACAAGCAACAAGAUAUUCAGGAUAAAUAAAAAUGUGUCGGUCUUGGAAAGUACCUCCAAAUUAUUUCAAGCAAAAUCCAAAUCUCAAGAUGCAGAGGACAGAAUUCACUCAGUGUCACAAGAAACAAACAAGCUGGCAAAAGCUGCAAAGAACAACUUCAAGCUAAUGUCAGAAUAUAUCAGCUCACCAACCAAUUACCGGUUUGAUCCACAAGGAAAUAAAUUGAUGCAAAACAAACUCCAGCAGAAUAAGUUGAAGCAAGAAUUUGAAAAUUCGUUAUCUAGGUAUCAGGCAAUUCAAAACGUUUUGUCUGUGAAACUCAAAAGCCACAUUGACGAAGAGCUUCAUUUAAGCCCUGUAAAACACGAUGUCAGCCAAGACAAUUUCAAUGACAGCGACGAUACGCUGCUGAUUAACGACGUAGAGCAGCAGGCCCAGCUUCAUGCGGAGGAGCAAGAGUUAGAGGCGAUAAAGGAAAGGGAAAACAGAUUUCGUCAGAUAGAGACAGAUAUUCUUGACGUCAACGAGAUAUUCAGGGACUUAGCAGUUAUAAUUCACGAACAGGGUGAUUCAAUAGAUUCAAUCGAAGGAAACGUAGAGCAAGCUGUCGUUCAUGUUCGAGAUGCAAAUGUCCAGUUACAAAGAGCCAAAGAUUACCAAAAAAGUGCAAGAAAGCGUCUUUGUAUCAUAUGCAUCGUUGCAUUCGUUGCUGCUGGCAUUAUCGGACUAAUUAUUUACCUUUCUGAAAAGUAAAUCAUAUUUCAUUUCCUUUAUUUUUGAAGGAAGAGCCUGGGGCAGCCUGAUAUGUUGUCAAGUUAUAAUUAUUAUUAUCACCAUAGCUUCUUUCAAUUUGCAAUGAAAAUCUUCGCCGAUAUUUAAAGCAGAAACCAAUUUAAAACAGUAUCUCUUGCGAUGAACCUUUUAUGACUGUCGUUAUGCAUAUAAUUCACCAAAAUUCAGGGUAUGCGUUUCAGUGUAUUAAAGUGAAUACUCGUUGAAAUUUUUUCCAGUUAAUUUAUAAACUUAAAAUUUCUUGUUCUUCAAUUCAAGUACCUUGGGAAUUUUGGCUGAAUUUAAUUUAUAGAGUGAUCAACCCUCAAGAGGAGCACCAGAAUGCUCAAGAGACUGUAUAAAGAUAAAGAUAGCAAUAUUUUCAGGUCCCAUUUUCCCAGAAGUCAUCACUGUGCUUGCAACAGAAUUGAUAUGUCUUCGUGUAUAAUAGGAAUAUCUGAUAAGGGGAUGACGAUAUGCAACAUCAUAUUACAGAAGCUUUUUGUGAUGGAAAAUUCACGUCGGGGCCUUAGAUUACUAGCCAAAAUAUUGACAAAUUUCUCAUUUUGUAGAAUUAAUCACUAAAUGGUUAUCAUAUAUUUAUAAUUUGUUAUCUACAUUCUGUAGAAAGAAUUUUGUAAUUUGAAGUCAACGUUUAAAUAAAUGAUUUGUUUAUCAAAACGUUUGUGCCUAUCAGUUAAA
Messenger RNA from Rhopilema esculentum, 1686 nucleotides. RefSeq names its product syntaxin-7. Gene Ontology annotation, molecular function: SNAP receptor activity; SNARE binding. Gene Ontology annotation, cellular component: membrane; SNARE complex; endomembrane system. Lineage: Eukaryota; Metazoa; Cnidaria; Scyphozoa; Rhizostomeae; Rhizostomatidae. Gene Ontology annotation, biological process: intracellular protein transport; vesicle fusion; vesicle-mediated transport. The record is from RefSeq and is a predicted model, not a curated record.